AUGGCAGAUGCGUCCCACGGCAUUGAGAUCACAGAUUGUGCCGAAGGCGGAAGCCUGAAGAUCUACGGUGAAGAACUUAGUGCAACCCGUCCUUACGUGACGUUGCUGGUUUCGAUGCGAGACCGCACCGACAAAAUUCUCAGGGACACGCUCGACAAAUAUGGAUUCGACGUGAACGAUCAGGCAAACUUCUGUCUGGUGGAAGUCGAAGCUCUGCCGACAACAUCGGGCGUUCCCGAAUAUCGAGAAAACGUUUUGGAUGACGACGACUGUCCGCUGAUCAUCAUCGCUCGAGGCGACCCAAGUUCAUAUGCCUUUCUUUGUCCACGUAUACUGUACAGCGCUGCUUUAGGUGCCAUAACGUUUCACGUACGUCGAAGACAGAACGCCCUGCAUCGUUACAAGUCGUACGGCUCGGUGCCGGGCGCAGUGAACAGCGCCGGACCUCUGCCUUCUUUGGAGCGCUAUGGUGACGGCAAAGAGCAGCCGGGUGCCAGCCGCAUAUUUGUCAUUCGACCAAAUGUGACAGAGGUCGGCUGUGAUCGUGCGUUGAAUUCCAGCGAUGCUCGGGCGCUUUGCCUGUUCGGACAGGAUAUUUUGCCAAGGCACUGUGUGAUCGCAUACAUGGACAAUACGACGACCAUCACGCCUUGCAGUCGUAACGCGGAGGUGCUGGUUGAGGAACGCCGCAUCUUCGACACAACCAUUCUGAAGCAGGGCAACUUGGUGCGCAUAGGCCAGAAUCACUUGUUUCAGUUCUACGAAACUGGCGGCGAGAUCUGUGUUCCUCAUAAGCGGCUCAGAAUUAAUCCGCACGUUAACACAUCGAAGGGCGAUCGUUCCUUCGUCUCAACCGAGGACGAAUUCCUCCGAGCCGUUAUCCGAGACGUGAAUCCGGCUUUGUGUUCCUUCAAACUCACCGCUGCUUACGUCGUUUACAUGUGCAGCUUCUCGCGCCUCUCUGAACGUUACCUGACCGGCAUCAGUACCACCGAACGCAAGCGCCGCUUGCGAGCGUUCCUCCACAAGGUCACUGGUAUGAUUCAGGUGACGGUUCAGGAUCACUGCCACGACGCCGAAUCGUUGGCCUUUUGGAUGGCGAACAGUUCAGAAAUUUUGAACUUUGUCAAGCGUGACCGACAGCUGACCUCCUGCGCGCAGCCGGAACCCGAGGAGUCGCUGGCCGACACCGUGCAGAAAGCGUUCGAACACUUGAUCGCUUGCUUCAAACAGGACCUGCACUCUGCCAUGCCGCCGCUGCUCGAUCCACAGCUGGAAGAUGGCGCUGCAACGGAUCCUUGUCUGCAAAUGCUGAGCGAGGUGCUUCGGCUACUGGGAACGUAUGGGGUUAGCGCGGCGCUGAACAUCCAGAUAUUUUCCCAGCUUUUCCAUUACAUCAACAUGUAUCUUUUCAACUGGCUGAUCAGCCGGGACGGAAGUGCGUACUGCUGUCGUAGCUGGGGACGGCGUUUGUCGCGAUGUUUGCAUUUCAUACUGAUGUGGGCCGAAGAGCAGGGCCUGGAGCUGGCCGCCGAAUGUCGCUUGGAGCGAAUCCUCCAGACGGCUUUUUUACUGGGAGCCUUCAAGAGCGAAGAAAACGUUGUUGCGAUCAGCGAACGUUGCACAAGACUGAACAGCCUGCAGAUUCGAUGCAUUCUCGACCGUUACCACGUUGAUUCGGAAGAACCGCCUCUCGGUGACGCCUUCAUCGACCAGAUAACGAAGGCCGCCGAACAACAGGUUGAUGAAGCACUUGUCAGCGAUGGUCAGCAGCCUCAAGUUGAGGAGGAUUUGGAGUUAUAUUUGCCCUUGCUCUUACCGGAAGAUGGAUAUUCACCAGAAGUGAUUCAAGGAAUACCCGAUGGACUCAGAGAAUUCGUUGAAUGCUUAAGCAGAAGAGGACUGUGCCAGCUUCAUGUACAGAAAACGUCGAACGUUUCAUGGCAAGCCAACUUCGUUACCGAACUGUCGACACCGUCACUCGUCACUCACGCAAUGCAUUUUUGCAAAAGUCGAUACGACAGCGACGGCGCUUGGCUGACUAAGCAAUGCGGUCGGUGCGACGCAUCUGACCAGGGGGUCCAGGACGAACAAGCGAAUCCAUCCUCGAAACAUGUUGAGCUGCUGGUCGGAUGA
Molecule: messenger RNA, 2136 nt
Organism: Soboliphyme baturini
Lineage: Eukaryota; Metazoa; Nematoda; Enoplea; Dioctophymatida; Soboliphymatidae
Source: the annotation of a GenBank genome assembly